Messenger RNA from Erythranthe guttata (spotted monkey flower), 1044 nucleotides. The record is from RefSeq and is a predicted model, not a curated record. NCBI's taxonomy places the organism in Eukaryota, Viridiplantae, Streptophyta, Magnoliopsida, Lamiales, Phrymaceae.
AUGUCAGGUAUAUAUCCAAUUGCAUUUGCUAUUGUUAGUGAAGAAACAAAUGACAAUUGGGAAUGGUUUUUGACACAUUUUAAGGCUGCUAUCGGGACUGAUCGACACAUGUGCUUUGUUUCGGAUCGAAACCGUGGCAUUAUUCAAGGAGUCAAGAAUGUGUUCCCUGAUAGCGUGCACGCAUACUGCUAUAAACAUUUGACUCUCAAUCUCAGAGACAAGUUCAAGGGUGCUAAUAAAAAUCAUCGUGAUGCUGUCCUUCACUAUUUUCAGCAGUGUGCUUAUGCUAAUACUAAACCACAAUUUAAUCGUGCUGUUGAGAAGCUUAGAGCAGUUGGAGGUCCAAAGGCAUGUAAGUUUUUAUCGGACCUACCGUAUGAAAAAUGGUCUAAUGCGUUUUUUGUUGGGCAGCGGUACGGUCAAAUGACGUCAAAUGGCUGCGAAUCGUGGAAUUCACAGAUUAAAAUGAGAAGAUUACUUCCAAUUACUACAAUGAUUGAUGCAAUUCGGAUCUUGUUGAUGGAGCAGAUUGCGGGUAGACUCGACGAGGCGGCUGCUUGGGAAUCAGUAUUGUGCGACCACGUUGACACACAAAUCAGGGAUGCGGUAGAUAAAGGCCGAUCUUGGCUUGUGAGAAAGUCUUCCGAAUUUGUGUGGGAGAUUUUUUCUACCCCAAAUGCUGUAGUUGAUGUACGGGCGGGGACGUGUUCUUGCAUGUCUUGGCAGAUUAACGGGAUACCGUGUGAGCAUGCGGCUGUUGUCAUAUUUUUGAAGAUGGGUGAAGCAUAUCAAUAUAUUGACCAUUGUUAUCAUACGUCGACAUUUAGACAGUGUUAUUCGAAUUCAGUUUUACCGUUCGUGCAGCCUACACUUGAUCCUGGAUUUGCAAUUAUAGGUCCCCCUGAGCAACACAAGCGUCGUGGGAGGCCGAAAAGAAAGAGGAUUCCAUCAAGGGGUGAGAUAAUGCCUCGGAAAAUUAGAUGUGGCAGGUGUAAGGCAAUUGGAAGCCAUAACAAAAAGUCAUGCAACUGGGGUGCAGAUUAA